GAGCGCGGGCUUUAAACCUGCGGCUCGCGGGCAGAGCAGCGUUACGUCAUCAGCAGCGCGAGCCAUAAAAAGCCGAGGAGGAGAAGGAGAAAGAGAGAGAGAGUGCACCACUCUAAACCUGGAGAACCCGCAGAGUCCUGCACGACAUGGACAUGUACACCAAAGAGCUCCACAAACCCAGACGCUGCGUCUUCAGGAACAUAAAGGUUUUUGUCCUCUGCCAGGGUCUGCUGCAGCUCACCCAGUUGCUCUUCAGCGCUUACUUCAAGAGCACCAUCACCACCAUCGAGAGACGCUAUGGCCUUGACAGUCUGUCCUCAGGAACCAUCUCCUCCCUCCAUGAGGUGGGGAAUGCGGUCCUGAUAGUGUUUGUCAGUUACCUAGGAAGUCGUGUCCACCGCCCUCGGGUCAUCGGAUUGGGUGGCCUUCUGAUGACCAUCAGUGCUCUGAUCCUGGCCCUUCCACAUUUCCUGUCCCAGCCCUAUAAUUACAACUCUGCCCUGAAAGCGAGCAGGCAGGACAUGUGCGAUAAUUACACCCUGCAAGAGAAUGCAUCCACUCCUAGGAGUUGUAGUAAGCAGGACAGUCUCAUGCUUGUGGAUAACACUAAGCCGUGGGUGCUCAUGGCCACAGCCCAGCUACUGUUCGGAAUCGGCUCCGUCCCAAUCCAACCCUUCGGAAUCUCAUAUGUGGAUGACUUUGCUGGGCCUGGAAACUCGCCUCUGUACAUCGCCAUUCUCUUUGCCAUGGCUGUGUUCGGGCCUACAUUCGGCUACCUCUUGGGUUCUGUAGUCCUGAGAAUAUAUGUGGACGUGGACAAAGCUGACGCAGUGGGAGACAAAGAGCUGAGCCCUAAUGACCCUGUCUGGGUUGGCGCGUGGUGGAUGGGUUUGCUGAUCUCUGCAGGGGGAUUGGCUCUCACCUCUUUUCCAUACUUCUUCUUCCCAAAAGCCAUGCAUGUCGAGAAUGAGAUUAGAAGUGAGGGUGAAGUUUUGAAGGACAACCACAAGAAUUCUGAUGUCUCCUUGCUGGAUUUCCUCAAAAUGUUUCCACGGCUCUUUGUGCAGUUGUUGCUGAGUCCACUCUUCUUGCUGCUGGUUCUGACUCAGUGCUGUUUCUCCGCUGUGAUGGCUGGACUUGCCACUUUCCUCAGCAAGUUUCUGGAGCGGCAGUAUAGCACCUCCGCCGCAUAUGGCAACCUGCUGAUUGGUGCUGUGAAUCUGCCAUCCGUGGCUUUUGGGAUGUUACUGGGGGGUGUGAUUAUGAAGCGUACAGGCCUGUCACUCAAAGCCAUCCCUCGAUUCGCCGUAGUGUUCCUCUCUAUCUCAGUGCUUCUCUGUAUCCCACUGUUCUUCAUGGGCUGUCCCACCCAAACUGUGUCUGGUGUUUACCCCCAUAAAGGAGAUCACGGGCCAGUCCUGACCUGCAACACAAACUGCUCCUGUCACAAGAGUGUCUUUAACCCAGUAUGUGGAGCUGACAACAUCGAAUACAUUUCACCCUGCCAUGCUGGCUGCACCAACUAUACCCUGGACUCCAGUGGUUUUCGAGUCCAGUCCUUCAGUAACUGCAGGUGUGUCAUGGCGGGUGCUGGUGAGGGCAGUGCCCGGCCAGGCCCAUGUGCCAACAGCUGCCCACACCUGCUCCUCCCGGUCAUCUUCCUCAUCUCUGUAGCAGCCAUGAUAGCCAGUCUCACACACAACCCUAUCUAUAUGAUGGUGCUCAGAACAGUGCCUCCGGAGGAGAAGUCUUUUGCUAUUGGAGUUCAGUUCCUGCUCAUGAGAGUUCUUGCAUGGCUGCCUGCCCCAGCCCUAUUUGGGGUGACCAUUGACUCCACAUGCAUUUGGUGGAGAAGCGUCUGUGGAACGAAGCUGGGCUGCGGUUACUAUGACAACAACCUCCUUAGAAACAGAUAUCUUGGCCUGCAAGUGGCUUUUAAAGUCAUGGGUAUUGCCUUGAUGGGUGUGAUAGGCUGGAAAGUUGGAAGAACUCAUGAAUACAGUCUGGAGAAGAGGCCUGAGGGACCGAUGUGAUGCAGUCUUCUAUCAGCACACAUUCUGCAGGAGACACAUGUCUCUGAGGGCCCUCUGCAAGCCCAAAAACAUGGACACCUCUUAUCAGAAACCAUCUCCAUUCAAGGCCCUGCUGAAAGGGCACUGCCCUCACGGUUGGAUGGACGGAUGUUAUUUUUACCUUCCAUUUUGCACUGACUAGCAGCCAUAGCCUGUACAAACCCUCCAUAAGGGCGAGCCAUACUGGACCUCGGGACUUAGUGCCAGUUUUUCCCCAUUCACUGGUUUAUGAAAAGAUCAGUGACAUACAUUUGUCAAGAUUUGAAAUCUUCGGUAGACUUGCAGCUUCAAAUAAAGCAACUGAAGUACUAUGUUGUUGGUUGGAAAGCCUUAAGUGACCACUCAUUUGCCAAAAAAACAUUUAGAAGGAAAUGUGUCCUGUACUUCAGUUCAGCUGUGCUAGAUGCAUUUGGUGGGUUCCUGAUUAGAGGGAUAUUUUGUCAUUGUGUCUUCUCCAGUAGCUGGAUAUGUGAAGAAAAACUGAUGUAAGUUGCAAUGUCCAGUGAAAACACACAAUUAUGUGUUAAAUCUGUUGUCUGUUUGUGUCAUAUGUCAGAGUUAGACUAUUUAAGAUGUCCUGCAAAAACCAGAGCAAUAGAAAUUUUACUGUGUUACUGUCAACAUAUUUUAUAAGAAUGGGUGUCUUCAGAUUUGUAAAUAUAUAUUUUUGUACAUGAUAUAAAAUGUUUUAUAAUAUAACCUUAAUUUGCACAUAAACUGUUGUAAUCAAGCCUUAUGUAAGCACUUUUUCAUGUCCGUUUUUUUUAUUGGGGGUGGCACCAUACUACUCCACACUUAGCCUAUCACAGCAGUAUCAUACAAUAUAUAAUGUUUAUAUAGAAGCACCUAAAUUAUUUUUGAAGACAAUAAAAUUGAUGUAUAGUAUCA
Molecule: messenger RNA, 2960 nt
Organism: Colossoma macropomum (tambaqui)
Lineage: Eukaryota; Metazoa; Chordata; Actinopteri; Characiformes; Serrasalmidae
Gene: slco2a1
Product: solute carrier organic anion transporter family, member 2A1
Exons: 14
Coding region: 147-2033 (628 amino acids)
Biological process (GO): sodium-independent organic anion transport; transmembrane transport; prostaglandin transport
Cellular component (GO): membrane
Molecular function (GO): prostaglandin transmembrane transporter activity; protein binding
Source: RefSeq, a predicted model, not a curated record